Molecule: messenger RNA, 540 nt
Organism: Macroventuria anomochaeta
Lineage: Eukaryota; Fungi; Ascomycota; Dothideomycetes; Pleosporales; Didymellaceae
Exons: 1
Coding region: 1-540 (179 amino acids)
Biological process (GO): DNA repair; replication fork processing; resolution of meiotic recombination intermediates
Cellular component (GO): Fanconi anaemia nuclear complex; FANCM-MHF complex
Molecular function (GO): protein heterodimerization activity
Source: RefSeq, a predicted model, not a curated record
AUGCCGCCCAAGAAUGCAAGCGUAAACGGAACGACGCGCAAAGGCCCUCAGUUCAAGCCUCCACGACCGGUAAAGGCGCCAGCGAAAGCUUCAACAGCAGCUGCAUCACGCGCAACAGGCGCGUCGAAGAAGCCCAGUGGCCCCACCGCCAGAUCUAGCUUCCAGCCACCAGCAACAAUCAUAUCCUCUGACGAAGAGGAUGCGCAGGAGGACGAGUUCGAUGCGCUGAGCGACGAUCUGAUGGAGGAUGUACCUGCGCCAAAACCCACAAGAACCGUCGAGCCCUUGACAACAGCACAUCCGAUCCCUGCACCACUGCUUGCGCGAUUACUGCACGAGAACUUCGAAGACCCAAACACGCAGAUACAAAAGGGCGCAAUGACCCUGACGGGACGUUAUAUGGAGAUUUUCGUUCGAGAAGCACUUGCGCGAGCCAAGCAUGAGCGCGGGAAGUCAGCGAGGAACGACGGCAUAUCAGAUGGCUUCUUGCAGGUCGAAGAUCUGGAGAAGCUUGCACCACAACUGGUAUUGGACUUUUGA